GUAAAGGCUCGCCUGAAACAACAAUAGAAAAUCAGCUGUACGUGAGAUGUGACACCCGCGCAUUGUCUCCAGGUUGUUGAUGUGUCCUGUGGAAGUGAUGGACGGUGACAAUUAUGUAACUGGCAGUGUCAAAGUAUUGUGAUAUUCCCUAGUUUUGUGGAUUUUACUAAACACAAGAGAGAAACACCUUGCGUUGUAACCCAGAAGAGGCUGGUGGGUGCUUUGUGAUAGCGAUGUGCACCACCCCGUGAAGAGGAGGCGUCCAUGCGAGGCGCACUGUGUUACCCAAUACGAGUGUUCAGGUACACUUGUCUCAUGUCAGGCUGAAGUGACUCUGCGCGAAGGGAAGGAAUAUAGAAGAGACGCAGCCAUGAUGACGCAAGAGCCAGUGGACGAUGGGGAGGUGGUGGUAGUCGUGCCGCGGAGGACGGUUCACAUGGACGAGCUGUUCCCUGGCGCCAAGCCACUCACGGACUCCAGCCCCUCUCUCCACAAACGCGAGAUCCUGGCAGCAUGUGUGAUGGGCCUGAGUACUUUCUCUGGGGGUACAUUGGAAGGCUUCACCUCCCCAGCCCUCCCAACUCUUCUUCAGAAAACCAGCUGCCCACAGAAUGCCUCAGAUUUUGACUUGAAUAGUACAGUAGAGGAGCCAUAUUGUGACUCUAUAGGGAGUGGUGCAGUGAAUGGCAGCAUUACUUCAGAUGUGGGAAAUCUUCAUCUCACUGAGGAGGAAGCAUCGUGGCUGGGGUCACUUCUCCUGCUGGGGGCAUGUUUGGGGGCCACUGUAUCGUCUUGGGUCAUCAGUCUGGGGAGGAGGCGGGGAGUGCUUGCCUCGGCUCUCCCUCGUCUUGUUGGUUGGAUCAUGAUGGCUGCAGCAUCUGAUGUGUACAUGAUGUAUGGUGGCAGGUUCAUGACAGGUGUGUCUGUUGGGAUUGUGACCUCAGCAGCUCCAGUGUACAUCAGUGAAGUGGCACAUUCAUCCAUCAGAGGUGCACUGAGCUGUGUGGUGCAGUUAGGAGUCAAUCUGGGGAUCUUCACUGUGGCUUUGCUUGGGACAUUUGUAGGAUGGCAGGGUCUGGCAGCUUUUGGGGCAUUAACUGUAGUGGUGUACUUUUUGGCCACACUCUUCAUCCCUAACUCUCCUGUCUGGCUAGUCUCCAUGGAACGCCAGGAUGCUGCCAGGGAUGUUCUCACUUACCUCCGAGGUCCACAAUAUUGUGUUGAAUAUGACCUUCAGCAAAUGAUCUCCACCAAGGUUAAUCAACAGACAUACAGCUGGAAGGACAUACUAAAACAACGGUCCUGUCUCCUACCACUUGGAGUAGUAGGUCUGGUUACAGUUGUGAACCGCUGCUCUGGCUACAAUGCCAUCAUCACCUACUGUGCUACCUUCCUUCACCAGGCAGUGCCUGCUGUUAGUGAAUACUGGGCUGCAAAUGGUGUCACUCUUAUGCAGGUGUUCACAAGUUCAGGUGCAGUUUUCUCUGUAGAUCAUCUGGGACGCCGCAAAUUACUCAUGGCCUCCAUUUCUGUCAUGGGUCUUGGUCUGGCAACCAUUGCAGUAUGUGAAGGAGUCACCCAAGGUGGAGCAAAGGGCAGCUGGAUAGCAGUGCUUGCUGCAGUAGUGUACGUGAGUGCAUACUCCAUUGGCAUUGGUCCUGUGACUUGGGUUCUGGUUGGAGAAAUGUUCCCCCAGGCAGCACGGGACAAAGCAUCUGCCAUUAUUUCUGUUCUAAAUUGGUUCUUGGCUUUCAUCAUCACCAAGACCUAUUUUAAUCUUGAAAGUGUCACAGGUAUUGCAGGCACAUGUAGCUUAUAUGCCAGUGUAUGUCUCGUGGGUUUGAUUUUGGUGUAUUUUGUAGUGCCUGAAACCAAAGGACACAGCUUAGGAGAGAUUGAAGCCUAUUUCACUUAUUCACGAUACUCCUGGGGGGUGGCCAAGAACAAACACAGCGUGGCACUCAACAGUAUUUUGGAAUGUGAAACUGGGGGUUCAGAUUGUUAUAGUACUUUCCAAAAUGAGUAAUUCUCUCUCUCUCUCUCUCUCUCUCUCUCUCUCUCUCUCUCUCUCUCUCUCUCUCUCUCUCUCUCUCUCUCUCUCUCUCUCUCUCUCUCUCUCUCUCUCUCUCUCUCUCUCUCUCUCUCUCUCUCUCUCUCUCUCUCUCUCUCUCUCCACAAUUUUGUUGGAUAAGUUUGACCAAUUACUUUAAAUUGUGUAACUUUCCAUGUUCAUGUAUGUACAAUAUUAUUUAUACUAAAAUGUCCAAUUUAAAGUACAAUUUUAUCAAAAGGACCACAUAGAAUAGUAUUUGUCUUACGUAAUAAGUUGAACAAACACUCUUUAUUAGAGAAAGACACGGUUUUAGAUUUGGGUAUGGGAUAUAGUUAAUAUUUAAGGAACCAUAUAGAUCACCAUUUUAACUUGUCAGGUUUUGCUGAAAGAUUAAUCUUUAGAAUUCUUUUCAUCUGUAGCCGUACUUUUUUACAAAACUGGACAGAAUUGAGUUUUAAAGAUUAAGAAAAUGUAGACCCAGAUUAAAAUACUUAUUUUCAUAAUAUUCAAUGUUGCAAGAAUGCAAGGUUAACCAAGCAAGAGAUGGGGACUUGUGUUUUGUCUUUCACUAUGCAUGUUUCUCACAUGCAGCUGUUCUGACUCAGUGUCAUGGUUUUAUUGUUUUUGACCUGAUUUAUUUCAGUUGUUUAUUCAUAGCACUUUAUUUUUUUCAUGUUUUUUUUAUGAUUGAUCAUUGCAGAUUUUUUUUUUCUUCCAAUAUGUUAUUGCAGUUGAUUGAAUCCUAAUUUCACCAGUGAAUUUUGCUCUGAUAUAUUAAUUUCAGAAUCUGUUUUAUUUUUUCAUUCAUAGGUUGACAAUUUGUUUUUAACAUGACCAGGUACUCAUAUAUUUUAAGAGUAGGCAUAACACAGCUUACCCUCCUGGUCCUUUCUCUCCUUGUGGUAAUGCCAUAUUCAGUUAGCUUCAUAUAUUGCUGAUUAUUUUGCUCAUAAUUCUUUUUAUUAUUUAAAUGCUCAUGUAUGGCUGGAAAUAAUAUAAGACAAGGUUUUAUACACAGUUAUUCUCUGUCACAUAAUGUUCAGUGAAUGCAUUGAUGAUCAGCUUGUCUCCGUCAAAAGAUUUGGUACCUCAUUUCUCAUGUGAUUAAUGGAUUCAUUGUGACAAGUGAACUGAAAUAAGUAUUGAUUUCAUAUAGAGCCUUUAUUUGGGAUUUUCAAGUUACAUAUAGUUAUUUUUCUUUCAAUGAUUGGUGUAGUUUUGAAUGCACAUGAUUAGUUUAAUUGUUCACCAAGUAAAAUGUAGGUGGAUGAUGAAAGUCAAAUUCUGGUCAUGGAUAUGAAUUAUGUAUUUCUUAAUGCUUGUGAUAUGAAUAUGAAUUUUGUUGGAAGCAGUAUAGAAGGUUUGGGAUGUCUAUUAGUGAGUGGUAAGAGAAUGAACUGAUGAGUGAUGGAGAUGGUCAGUUGUUUGGUAUGUCUAUUAGUGUUAAGAGAAUGAACCCUUGAGUGAUGGAAGUGGUCAAAUGUAGAACAAAUGUAGAAAAAAUGAGAACAAAUGAAAUGACAAAGAUAUAGAAAGAUUGAUUGGAUGCUUUUGAUUGCAGAAAUUCAUUAUAGUCAGGCAUGUGUCUGUAUGUACUUUUUCUUUAUUUUGGGUAAAAGUUUUAAUUCAAACAUAAAUUUUUAAGUAUGUGAUGCUCUUAUGUAGAGCUGGUUGUGAUAGGUCACAUGCAGUUUUAACUCAUAUUGCGCUCAGAUACAUACCUAUAUCAAACAAUUUUCAAUCUCUUCUCUUUUGCAUAAAUUGUCUUUAAAUAACAAAAUUGAGGUAGAACACUACUUGAUUCAUCAUGAAAAUCAGGCUAAUAUUGGUGGUUUAUCUCACUAUCCUCAAAUCCAUCAUUAUUAUCCAUUAUAAUAUUCCACCUACUGUCAGCUAACUCUUCAGUCUUCUUUGGUGUUAGUUUCCUUCUGUGGUGCACCAUGAUGCUGUUAGCUUGAGAUCUAGGAGGAUUGUGGAGCACAUAGAGUAAGCAUCGAUGAGCUCCUCAUAUUUCAGAUACAGUUUAUGCUUUUAUCACAUAUAUUAUGAAAAUAUAUCCUUAUAUAUACCUUGUUAAUGUCUCGUAACUCAAAAAGUAGAUAGCAUUGAGUGACAUAACUGUGAUGCCAAAGCCUAAAGGCCUGUCCUCACUUUAAUUGAACACGGCUUGAUGGGCACUGCUUGUAAUUGGGCAAAAUUCAUAGGCACAGCUGUAGUAUUGUCUACAUGGUGUUGAUCUGUUCUAGUCAAACCUGGAUGACAGUCAGUGUGAAUGGUAAUUUGGUGCAGGCUGAAUCUUGUAAUUUCAUGUUGGCACCAGCACAGGCACUUUUCCUGUGUUUUAGUGGGCAUGGAAAGUAAGCCAGUCAGUGGGCAAGAUGCCUGCCUGUGUUUGCGGCGACUGUUUGAUUGUCUUCACAUGGCUUUACUGAAAAUGUGAAAACAGUGUGUCACCAGCACAAGUGAAAAGACUCAGCAGUGUUACAAGGUUGUGAAAAGGAUGUGUAGAUAGCUGGCAGUCAACCUAUGACAAAGCAAAUUCUAUAUAGAGGUCCUCCCAAUAGAUCCCAACCACAACAAAUAAUUGUCUUUUUCCAAUGUGUGGAAACCACCGGGCUCACCAGGGCCAAUGUGUUAGAGAGCGGUUGCUAUAAUUUUUGUGGCGUUAGAUUAACACCAUUAGUGUUAAAUUAAUGCCAUUAACACUAUAUGGAUUAAAGAAAUAACAUGAAAUCA
Messenger RNA from Portunus trituberculatus (swimming crab), 4789 nucleotides. Its product is annotated as facilitated trehalose transporter Tret1-like. Gene Ontology annotation, molecular function: transmembrane transporter activity. Lineage: Eukaryota; Metazoa; Arthropoda; Malacostraca; Decapoda; Portunidae. The transcript is spliced from 9 exons. Bases 371 to 2026 code for a protein of 551 amino acids. Gene Ontology annotation, cellular component: membrane. Gene Ontology annotation, biological process: transmembrane transport. The record is from RefSeq and is a predicted model, not a curated record.